AAUAAAGAAGAAGAAGAAGAUUUCCUUUUGAAGCGGGUGUGUAUCUGUGCCAAGGAUUGCCUUGUCAUUGUAUUCAGAAAGAAACGCGUGGUCAGCGGCACCACCGACAGCUCUUCUGCAGCCUCACUGGUACAUGGUGGUGUCUAAAGUCAGACUUUGAGCCAGAUAUGGAUUUAGAAAAAAGUGGUGAGCUUUUAGAUGUGUCAGUGCCUCCACAGCACGAGGAGAGUGUAAUGGAAAAAGAGGUUGUGUCAAAACUGGAGGCACCAGAGGAAUCCACAGAGCCUGAGAAGCCACCAGCUGCUGAUGAAGAGACUGAGCAGCUGCCUGUGAACGGCCACGAUACAGAGGUCUUAAACUUGAAAGAAACAGGGGAGUUGAUUGUGACAGAAACUGUUACUGUGUCUGAGGAAAUGACAGAAAUGGAAAUAGAGGACAGCCUGCCCAUAGAAGAAUCUGAAAUGGAGUCGGAGCCUGUUGCGGUGGCUCCACCAGAACUAGAUGAGUCAUCUGAAAAGAUCUCUGACCCAGUGGCAGCUUUAGACACAGAACCAGAAAACGCUCAACAGCAGCCAGAGCCGGAGAAUGACCCAGAACCUUUGCUUGUGCAAACACCUCUGGCAGACAUUGCCCCUGAACUGGAGCCAGAGAAAUUGUCAGAAUCCGUGUCUGAAGCUGAAAUACAAGAGCAAACAUCGCCUGAACCAGCAGCUCUGCAGCAGCUGGUAGAUAUAUAUCCACCCAGCCACGAAGACAAAGAGUCAGAGCAGGAGGAAACUGACACAAAACUGCAGACUUCAAUGGAUACUGAGCCAGAAGACGUUACCAAGGAGAGUGUGGAAGAAAAUGAUGUGGCAGCCGAGCCUAUGAAGGAGGCAGAAGAAGAAAAACCUGCAAAAGAGGAAAAAUUAGUGGAGACUGUGUCAGCGAUGGAAGUCCUCGCAGAGCAGCCAGCUGAAACUGAAAAAAUAGUGGAGACUGUGUUUGUGACAGAAGUUCUCCAAGAGAAGCUGACUGAAACUGAAAAAGUAGUGGAGUCUGUGUCAGUGAUGGAAGUUCUCCAAGAGAAGCCGGCUGAAACUGAAAAAGUAGUGGAGGCUGUGUCAGUGACGGAAGUUCUCCAAGAGAAGCCGGCUGAAACCGAAAAGGUAGUGGAGACUGUGUUUGUGGUGGAAGCUUCCCCAGAAAAACCAGUAGAAUCAGAGAAAGUAGUGGAGACUGUGUCAGCGAUGGAAGCUCUCCCAGAGAAGCCUGCAGAAGCUGAAAAGUUUGUAGAACCUGUGCUGGUGGCAGACAUUUCCCCAGAAAAGCCAGCACUGACCCUAAAGGAGGAGGCAGCAGCAGCUGAAAUUGAAACUGUAAAGCCUGCAGAGGAGAAGAAGGAAGCUGAACCAGAAAAACCAUUAGGGGCUGAUGCUCUUCAGGGAGCUGAGGCUGCAGCAGAAGGGGAAGGUGUCGCAUCUGCGAUGAAGGAUGCUGAACCUCAAAAAGAAGAGGAAACAGUCCCUGCAGCCGGCUCCCUUGCCUUCGCUCUUCUGGAACAAGAGCAGACCAAAAACUCCCUGCGAACAUCUCGCACGAUGGUUGUCCUAAGAGGCCUCCCAGGAAGUGGAAAAAGCUUCCUGGCGAAUGCUAUAGCUGAUACUUACAAAGACCACUGCUCCAUCUUCUGUGCUGAUGACCAUGGUGUAAAGCCAGAGAGUCCAGAAACAUCCACUGAUGGUUUCAAAGCUCUGGAUGAGGCCCUGGUAUCCUGCUGCAGUGCAGGGGCAGCUUCCUCUGUGAUGGUGGUGGUGGAUGACACAAACCACACCCAGGACAGGCUGGCCCAUCUUGGGGAGCUUGCAGAGCAGCACCAUCUUGUUGCUGUGUUCCUGGAGCCACGUACUGAAUGGAGCAGAGACCUGUCACGGCUGAUCAAUAAGAGCAGGCGUGGUCUGGAGGAGGCCCAGCUGGAAGCCAUGAAAGGCCCACUCGCAGACGUGUCCCUCCCUCUUUACUUCGGCUGGUUUCUGCUCUCCUCCGUGCAGGACAAGGUCAGGUGCACUUCCAUGGACUUCCUGAAGACACUGGACACAAUGGAUGCAUUUAAGAAGCACUUGAUUGACUUCACUGGGAAAGCAGAGACGGAGGUGGAUUUGGAGCAAUACUUUCAUGCCAAAGGAACCCUCCACUGCACUACAAAAUUCUGUGACUACGGGAAAGCAGAGGGUGCCAAAGAGUAUGCAGCAAAUCCAGCGGUUACAGAGUCCUACGGUUCUGUGUCUGAGCUCUCACUGAGUGCUCUUUUUGUCACUCCGCGCACUGUUGGAGCAAGAGUGUCCCUUACCGAUGAGCAGCUUCUGCUGUGGCCGGCCGAUGCCGAGAAGGAGGCAGAUGUCCCGGCAGCUGCCUCCUUCCCCCGGGGGAGCCGCGCCCACGUCACCCUGGGCUGUGCAGAGGGUGUCGAGCCGGUUCAAACAGGUCUUGAUCUGCUGGAAAUCCUGGCCCUGCUGGAGGAAGGCCAGCAGGGGGAGCUGAAGGAAGAGAUGGAGCUGGGCUCGCUGACAUACUAUGGCAGUGGAAGGUGGCUGCUCAGUCUGAGAGAGCCCAUCUGUGCCCCAGCGUGCUUCUCUAGCUACUACGGGCGCAAGGAGCCUGGGCCACCCAAAAAGGAUGCAGAGAGGAGGAAGAGGCCAAAGUGCACCAUACUGUAGAUGGCAAACAUAGGGGUGUGUGGUUGGGAUGACUGAUGGGUUAGAACUUGGGCUUACUCUGUGAAUGGUUUGUGUGUUUGUGCAGCGUUAAGGGUUUCAGCUGGAGCCACCUUAAAUCCACAAGCUGUGUGCCUUUUUUACUAUUGAUUUGCACCACGACCCAAGAUGCCUUUAAAUCCGGUUAGGUUUGCUGUUAACGUUCAGUAUCUUGUUCCACAUAUUGGCGCCAGAGUUUCACAACCUGGCUUUCAGCGUUGGUGUGAUUAGCUGCAGUUUUAGACUACGGUAGUGUAACCUCCUCCCACAGCUCCACAGUAAUCAUAUCUUUCAUAUACUCUUCUUUCUGUCAGUGUAUCUCAGUAAACAGGUAACAGGUUUAGAUACUUUCAUUGCAUGUAUUACAGGGAAAUGGUACCAACAUAUUCACAUGUUUUCAACUCGCUAUAAGUUCCUCUGCUGCUUCAUCACUCUGUCUGGUGUCUCCUUUGUCCACGCUGUCACUUCUGUGUAAUGUUUAUGCAGCCUAGAGAAAAAAGUAGCAUAUGGGCCAAAGUUAUCAAUUUGUUUAAGUGUAUUAGAAUGAUUGUCAUUAAUAGAGAUCCUUCCACUCUAAAUCUUUGCACUGUGCAUUGGUUGAAGGGAGACUUCUGAUGAUUUAUGUAUUUGUUCCAGCAGCUAGCACUUAUUAUCAAAUGCUGUGAAUAUUCCAAGUAAAUGUUUUGCUAUCUUUUCUACUGCGCAGAACUGCGCCGUUUAUCCCUUUUAUCCUUUUUCAACAGCACUUCUAGUAUUGCAUUUCUCUUUGUAUCCUCUGUCUGUAAUUUUUGAAGGACAAGUCCUACUUUGUGUAGCUCUUCUGAAUCACUAUUUUUGCACUUGUUUUGUACACUUAAUAAAAAAGAAGAUGCUUUGCUCCAAGGAACACAA
Notolabrus celidotus (New Zealand spotty) is the source of this 3623-nucleotide messenger RNA. RefSeq names its product 2',3'-cyclic nucleotide 3' phosphodiesterase (gene cnp). The transcript has 4 exons. NCBI's taxonomy places the organism in Eukaryota, Metazoa, Chordata, Actinopteri, Labriformes, Labridae. Bases 168 to 2696 code for a protein of 842 amino acids. Gene Ontology annotation, molecular function: 2',3'-cyclic-nucleotide 3'-phosphodiesterase activity. The record is from RefSeq and is a predicted model, not a curated record. Gene Ontology annotation, biological process: cyclic nucleotide catabolic process. Gene Ontology annotation, cellular component: membrane; cytoplasm.